AUGCAGACAUACUUUUUUAAUUUUACGCCAACUUACACUAAUCGGAAAAGUCUUUUCACUACUGGCAGAUGUGAAAAAUCGAUUAAAUAUCAUGGCGCUUAUACAUAAGUGGUGUAAUGUGCAGUGGCACCGUCAUUCUAUCGACUAGUCGUGGAGAAGUACACAGGUCUUAUUUAUAGUCUUCUAAAUGUUUGGUUGGAUUUCAGAUGUCGAAGAAAGCUUUGACGAUGGAUGUAAAUUCAGAUGAAAUGAAAAAGAGUGGAUCACGGUUCCAAGUCGCUCGGGUUGAUUCUAAAGAUGAAGAUGCUCGAGAGAGUAAUGACAUCGAAACAAACGAAUCGAUCUCCAAGCAUUCUAGCCGUAAAAAGUCGCCGGAUCACAAGAAAUCUGCAAACUUACCAAAUAUUGAUACGACAACACCCGUUAGUACCAGUAAUGAUGGUCGAGUGGACUUCAGUAUUUGUCCGGAAUCUCCCUGUGCCACAUUUUCACUCAGUGGGGAUUCCAUGAGGAGCAGAGGUUCCAUUGAGUAUACCAAAACGAAUUGUGUUAUGAAUACUAUUGAAGCACUGCCAUGUGUAGACCACUACAGAAACAUAUUUUCGGCCACAGGAGGUAACCUUAAAGUCAGACCAACACUUGCUGAGUUGCACGAAGAAUUGGAUGACGAUGAGAUCCGAUGUAUUCGUAAAGAAGGGGGCGGGAACUAUGAAGGCUCGGCACUGGACAUACUGAAUCAAGGGGAGAAAGUCAUCACUGCAAACCCUGUCCGAUUUGGCUGGAUCCAAGGCGUAUUGAUACGAUGUAUUCUCAAUAUAUUUGGUGUCAUGUUGUUCAUACGUCUGCCCUGGGUAGUGGGCGAGGCUGGCAUCAUUCAGGCCGUUCUCAUUGUCCUGUUGUCCAGUGUAGUGACCACCAUCACGGCCAUCUCCAUGACAGCCAUUUGCACCAACGGAGAAGUCAAAGGAGGUGGUGCCUAUUACAUGAUUUCCAGAAGUCUUGGUCCAGAGUUUGGUGGCGCUAUAGGUAUCAUCUUCUCAGUGGCCAAUGCUGUUGCUGUAGCUAUGUAUGUAGUUGGCUUUGCAGAGUCUGUCAGGAACAUUUUGGUGGAUCAAGAUUGUGUGAUGACAGAUGAAACGAAUGACAUGCGUAUCAUUGGGAGCAUCACUAUCACAGUUCUGCUUGGAAUAGCCAUUGUUGGCAUGGACUGGGAAGCUAGGGCUCAAGUUGUCCUUCUGGUCAUCCUGACUUUGGCCAUUCUCAAUUUUGUUGUAGGGCUGUGUAUACCUCCAAGCGCCAAGCAGAUGUCUCGAGGUUUCCUUGGUCCUAAAGCUGCCUUUGAAGACAAUCUAUUCAGUGACUACGAAGAUGGUUACAAUUUCUUCAAAGUGUUUGCAGUCUAUUUCCCAGCAGCCACUGGAAUACUAGCUGGAGCCAACAUCUCAGGGGAUUUGAAGGAUGCUUCCAAGUCAAUUCCAAAAGGCACAUUCCUGGCUAUAUUUAUCACCACUAUUGUUUAUCUUCUGAUUGCUGUCUUCUCUGGAAUGUUUGUCCUGCGUUAUGCCAAUGGCAUCGUCUUGGAGUCUGCCACUGCCACCAAUGUCACUGACAUAGUGAAUAAUUCCACUGGACAGUUCCUUGCUUCACUACUCAGUACUAGCACUGUGGCCAACACUAAUAAGGAUAGUAUACUUGUGAAUACGUCCUAUUUAGUCAAACCUACUGCACCCACUCUAGAAAAAGUGUUCACACUUGAAGAGUACAGCUAUUCCAGAGAAUUUGUUAGUAACUGUUCCCUGAUUCCAGAAGGAUGUAAAUAUGGUCUGAUACCUUCUAAGCAGGUUGUAGAAAUGGCAGCUGCUUGGGGUCCAUUGAUUCUAGCUGGCAUCUUCUCUGCUACUUUGUCAUCAGCUCUUGCCAGUUUAAUGUCUGCACCAAAAGUAUUCCAGGCUCUAUGCAAAGACAAAAUUUUUCCUUUCCUGGGAUACUUUGGAGUUGGCUACGGUGCUAAUGAUAAUCCUAGAAGAGCUUUCAUCUUAUGUUUUGUGAUUGGUUUUGCCUUUCAGUUAAUGGCUGACCUAGAUAGAAUUGCUCCUCUUAUCUCAAAUUUUUUCCUCAUGUCCUAUGCACUCAUCAACUUUUCAUGUUUUGAUGCUUCAAUAGCCAACUCACCUGGUUGGCGUCCAUCCUUUAGAUUCUACAGUAAGUGGCUAAGUUUGGGUGGAGCUCUCCUUUGUGUUGGGGUCAUGUUUAUCAUAGAGUGGUAUACAGCACUCAUCACUUUUGGUUGUGUGGCGGCCAUGUUUUUGUAUGUGCAUCAUCGUAAGCCAGAUGUCAACUGGGGCUCCUCAACUCAGGCUCAUGUUUAUAGAAGUUUGUUACAGUCUGCCUUGAAACUUGUCAGGAUAGGGACUCAUGUCAAGAACUUUAGGCCACAGGUGCUAGUUUUGUCUGGUGAACCAGAGGCUCGCCCCACGCUGGUAGAUUUCUGCACCCACAUCACCAAGAAGAUGGGUUUGAUGGUUUGCGGGAAUGUCAUCAUUGGUAAACAAGGGGACAAUCUGCGCAAGAUACUUUCCGACGCUCCCUACCAGUAUUUCUUCCGCAGGCACAUUCGAUCUUUUUAUUCUGUUGCAACAGCCUCAACGUUUCAGCUUGGUGCCCAGGCACUCAUGCAGAAUGUUGGGAUUGGAAAAUUCCGUCCAAACUUAUUAAUUCUUGGUUUUAAGUCUAAUUGGCAAGUUGACAAUCCAGAAAAUGUCCAGCAGUAUUUGGAAGUGAUUCAUGAUGCCUUUGACCUGAGACUUGGUGUAGGAAUUCUUCGAGUCAAGGAAGGUUUUGGUCUUGACAUAGAAACAAAUUUGUCCAUGUUUCAUCAAGAUCCUGAAGAAGAUCAAAGUGAUGAUGAAACUCCCCAAGGAUCCCCCUCAGAGGUCGCUGGCAACCAGGACGAAUCUACCGCAGCUAAGCAACAGAGCAAUGGCCAGUCUGUGGAAGUUGAAGAGAGCAGCAGAACCCAUGAUCAUGACGAUGAACUAGGUCGAGGGGAAGGUCCAGAUCCAUUGAUCAAUCCUCUCUUAUUGGCGAAGUUGAACACACAGGUUUUAAAAACUAUGAACAUAUUUCGUAACAAAGAGAAAGGAACUAUUGACGUCUGGUGGCUUUUUGAUGAUGGAGGUCUGACUUUGUUAUUACCCUACAUUCUAACCACUAAACCUUACUGGAGAAACUGUCGACUUCGUGUGUUUGCAGCUGGCACCAGACGAGGGGACUUGGGAUAUGAACAGAGACAAUUGGCGACAUUGCUGGCCAAGUUUAGAAUCGACUGUAAGGAUAUGACUGUGUUACCUGAAAUCAACAAGAAGCCAAGUGAAGAAAGUGUAAGGCUGUUUAAUUCUUACCUGGCCAACUGGAAGCUAGACCCACACAAAGGUGAAACCAAGACAAAAUUCCCCUGGAAAACAACAGACGAUGAGUUGGAAUUAUUGAAAGAGAAGACUCAAAGACAAAUCCGCCUGAGAGAACUUCUGCUAGAAAGAUCCAAAGAUGCAGCUCUGAUAGUCAUGACUCUGCCUAUGCCUCGUAAGAGCACCUGUCCUGCAGGACUCUACAUGUGCUGGAUUGACACCUUGACAAGAGACAUGCCACCAAUACUUCUUGUCCGAGGCAACCAAGAGAGCGUCCUGACAUUCUACUCCUAAAUACAGGCAUCAUUCUUCUGUCGCCUGUUAACAUCUUUAGUAAGCUGCACAUGUAGACAGAUGUCAAGAACAGAGACAAGUUUGUGUUGUAGAAAUGAGUACACGGUCAAGGUCUCUAGUCAAUACUCUUGUUGUCUUGUUAUGUCUUGCUAUCUAUUUAUUUAUUUCUAAAGUCCAAAGUGAUCCUGAAUUCCAUGAGGGACACUCUUGCUUGUAUUCACUCUGUCCACUCUGCAAACUUUCAUGUUCCUCUUUUUAUAUGUAGAAGUUAAUCCAUACCAGAGUCUAUUGUCUUGAAUAGCAUACAGUCCACAGUAAUUAUAGCAAAGAAAAAUAUCAAGGUUUAGCUUGAUCCUUCUUUGUCUAAACGCUUGAUAAACUAGUAUCAUCAUAUGUCUAAAUCAAUUUACAAAAAUGUUUGGGCCCACCAAAAGAACAUUAGACUUCAUAGAGAAAUGUUUCUUAUAUAUUUAAACCAAUUUCUAAUACAGCCGUGUCAGAGCUGAGAGGCCAUAUAUAGACUGAGGGUCUAUGUUGGGGCAGUGGUUUGGAGUAGAAAUUUAAAAUUAAACCCAAUGUUCUAGAUGAAGUCAAAAGACAAGAAAAUUGGCCUGUGGACUUUUUGGGGCCAACGUUUAUAGUGUUUGUUUUUGUGUGUGUAUUUGAAAAGAUUUGAUGUGGUUAGUGCUAGCACUGGGGCCUUAUUGAAUUGUGUAUUGUCCAUAGACAUCUAUUGACUUGAUUCCAUUUGUUGAUAUACAUCUCUGGUUGGUGUCCUAAAGCAAUGCUUUGAUUUCAUACUGCCUCAUACAUUUACGUAUACUUGUCUUUGAUCUGUUCUUGUUUUAAUGGGCAGAAAUGUUGGCCUUGAACUAAAGUAACAUUUCUUUUGGAAAAGUGACAGGGUAGAAGUGUUUCUAUUUUUAUAGAAAAAAAUUCAGCAAUUUGAUAGUAAUAUUUUUUUUGGUGUCAGAUGUUGAUGUAAUUUUUUGGUCAGCUUUUUUUUUUUUUUUUUUUUUAGUUUUUGUUGUUGAUCUUUUGUUCAAGGUCAUUGCAUUAGUUUCCGUGUUCAGGUCAAUGUUAGACCAUGACUCCAUGUGUUGUAUAGACUAAUUCACCAUGACUCCAAGUUUUGAAUAUAUUAAUUGACCAUGACUCCAUGUUUUGAGUGGAUUAAUUUACCAUGACUCCAUAUGUUGUUUAGACUUAUGGAUCAUGUUUCUAUGUCUUCUUUAGACUAAUUAACUGUGACUCAAUGUUUUGUAUAGACUAAUUGACUGUGACUUCAUGUGUUGUAUAGACUAAUUGACUGUGACUCUGUGUAUUGUAUAGACUAAUUGACUGUGGCUCUGUGUAUUGUAUAGACUAAUUGACAGUGACUCUGUGUAUUGUAUAGGCUAAUUGACAGUGACUCUGUGUAUUGUAUAGACUAAUUGACAGUGACUCUGUGUAUUGUAUAGACUAAUUGACAGUGACUCUGUGUAUUGUAUAGACUAAUUGACUGUGGCUCUGUGUAUUGUAUAGACUAAUUGACAGUGACUCUGUGUAUUGUAUAGACUAAUUGACAGUGACUCUGUGUAUUGUAUAGGCUAAUUGACAGUGACUCUGUGUAUUGUAUAGGCUAAUUGACAGUGACUCUGUGUAUUGUAUGGACUAAUUGACAGUGACUCUGUGUAUUAUUGUAUGGACUAAUUGACUGUGACUCGAUUAUGUUUUAAAGACUGAUUUAUUUCUUGUAUUUCAAUUUGUGAUAUUACAAAACAAAAGAUUAUUAUCAAAGGGACUUCAUUCUUUACACAAUUUAUACCAAAUUUUUUAUUUUCUGUGACAAUUUUUGUUUCCCCUGACAAGAUUUUAUUCAUUUAAAUUGUCCUGAAAAUUUUUUUGUUUGUUUUAGCUUUUUAAAAGAAUUUUUACAAAACCAUUGAAUUUAUUUUAAGAUAAACUUUGAUCAGCUAAAAAGUAUUUUGACUAAGGGUUUUAAGUUUUUUUCCACUGGCUGCAUUGAAUUUUCAAUUGUUUAUAUUUUUACACAAAAUUCUCAGAGGUUUGAAGAAACCAGUUAGCUGGUUGAUCUGUUGACUAAAACUAAUGCAUUUGUUUAAAAAGUUAAUCAUUUGUUACUAAUGUAAAUAUUUACUGUUUAUGAAUCUCUUCAUCAAAUUGUUGUUUUUUGUGUCUAGUCAAAUGGCUAAUUGUAGAGUCUCUGUUUAAUGGGACAUAUUGUUGACUUUAGGUGAGCCUGGUUCUUAUUUUUAUUUAGCUGAAAAGUGUUUGGUUUGUAUUUUUUUUUGUCAGCGCCAGGUGUUUUUUUUAAAGCAAAAUCAUUUUCAAUAUUUUGUAUAAUUCAAGCGGCACCUUGAUUAUUCAUAUGUUAAAAUUCUAUCAAUUAAAACAGAAAAUUAAUGACACAAUGUAUUAUUACCAGAGACAUUUGGUAAAAAUUUAUAGGCCCUGUGUAGAGCCAAAAACACCGAGAACUCAUUUUAGUAUCUUAAAAAUUCACUUCAUUUUGUUAGUCACAUUCUGUAUGUGUGUAUGUAUGUUAUGCAUACAAGUAUUCUGUAGAAUGCUGUAUAUAGCACUGGCCUAUGUAGUUGACUGUAUUCUCCAAGUAAUCCAGUACAUGUGUACACACAUUUUGUUGUAAGUAUUAUUUCAUUAGUUGAUAUUUUAUUUUUUUCAGUAUUGCAGAAUCUCACUGACCUACGUGAAAUAUUUACAAAUUGAGUAAUUAUUUUAAAAAACUGGAUCCUAGCAUGCAUGUAUCAACUAAGUGGAUUUCAACUAGAUUCAAAUUUAAUGAGGAAAAAAAAAUCAAUUAGGCUUGUUUCUUAUACAUAAUAGAUCUUUUUUUUUUAUUAACUGACAAAAUAAAGGAGAACUAAAGGGACAUGACUACAGGGAAAGUCCUUUGAUGUUUAGUUUUUGAUUUAAAAGGUAGCACCAACUAUCUGACUCUCCAUUCUGCUAAGUGUUCAACAUUUGUUUUGUUGAAUUUUUGUUUUAGAAUUUCACAUUUUUUAUUGAACAAAUUGUUGUCAAACUUUUCUUUCAAAUCUGCCAUGACCAUUUAGCUGCCAAAUGAUUGUAGCCAUUGGAGAGAUUGGUAGCUACAGAUAGCACUUGUUUUGUUUACUUUGGCCAGCAUAAGUUGUCUUUCCUUCUGCAUUUAUAUUGAUUUUGACUAUCAAUACUACUAGAUCUACAUUAAAACAAUAAGCUACUGGUUGUAUUGAACCAGAGUCUAGAACGUCAAAUUAGGAGCAAAUAUUUAUUUGCUGUGUCACAAAUAGUUGGACUUAUUUUUUGUAAGAAAAAAACAUUUGGCUCUUAAACUCAUUUCAGAUUUGUCCAACUUGAUGCAGCCCUGUAAUUUAUUGUUGCUAUUGGUGUAGACUAAAGCCUACCUUGCUAGUGAAACUCUUUGUCUAACACUAUCAAGUCUGUUACUCUACAUGACAUUGAGAUUCUUUGACAUGCAGCCCUCCAUCCAAAACAUUUUCUCCUGUAUAUGGAAAAACUUGUUUGUCUUCUAUGUCCACAACCAACACAUUUGUGUCCAAGAGAAUCAAUUUUGUUUUCAUCCAUCAGUCUUAGUACAUGACUGAAGCUCAGAAGUAGUUAUCAAUGUUGAGACUUUGAAGUCACCAUUGCAACAGUUACUAUAGUGAUCUACACCUGAAAUAAAGUUGACACCCCCCCCCACCCCCCCUCACUUUGGUCAUCAAAGAAAAUGUCUGUUUCAAGUAUCCACCAUGUUUGUUUGUGCUGUCAGGUCUGCUGGGACUUCCUCAGCUGGAGCUUGUAUCAUUUUAUAGUCAUUCCAAAAUGUUUAGGCAAUCAUGAUUGAUAGUUUUCCUUGUAUUUUAUUCAUGAUUGUUUAUAGAAUUUAGUUUAAAUGUGUUUAUACUAUUUAUGUGUGCUAUUAUAAUUGAAACAAAUAAUUAAACACAACAAAUGUCUUCAUUUGGUUGUCAGUGAGCCAACUUUUUCCUGUCUAAUAGCAAGAUCAAGACGUAGACCAAAUAUUGUUUCAUUGUUAUCAUGAACAAAAGAAUAAAAAAAAUAUUUUACUUUUUAA
Biomphalaria glabrata is the source of this 7785-nucleotide messenger RNA. Its product is annotated as solute carrier family 12 member 2-like. Lineage: Eukaryota; Metazoa; Mollusca; Gastropoda; Planorbidae. Gene Ontology annotation, cellular component: membrane. Gene Ontology annotation, biological process: sodium ion transmembrane transport; sodium ion homeostasis; potassium ion homeostasis. Gene Ontology annotation, molecular function: sodium:potassium:chloride symporter activity. The transcript is spliced from 25 exons. The record is from RefSeq and is a predicted model, not a curated record. Bases 207 to 3701 code for a protein of 1164 amino acids.